This is a messenger RNA of Neoarthrinium moseri, 2271 nucleotides long. RefSeq lists its product as uncharacterized. The record is from RefSeq and is a predicted model, not a curated record. The coding region runs from base 1 to 2271 and encodes 756 amino acids. The transcript is spliced from 3 exons. Lineage: Eukaryota; Fungi; Ascomycota; Sordariomycetes; Amphisphaeriales; Apiosporaceae.
AUGGAGAUCGUACAGCAGUUCUGCGAGGACAAAGCCCUCAGCGAACUCCAGUUCUCGCAUAUAUUCUUCCGCGAGGGCGACACACUUGUUAUAAUCGACUUCCCAGCCGUUACUAGUUUCCGCAACCCUGUCUCGUGCUGCGCAGCUCGAUGGGGCAAGAUGGACUUCAGAAUUGAUUCGAAGAAAUUGAUCCGUAGUGGAUCAAGCGUUCUGGCCAAUCUGCUGUCUGAUUCCAUGCAGCGCCGCUUUCUUCGUCGACACGGCCUCACGCGGGAAACCCUUCCAGAGAACGUUCGGUAUGUCGUCGAUCUAACGCCGCCUUCGGAGGGUGAAGAAUCCGCUUUUCUGGUGGCAGACCUUUACUUGCCCUCUGCCGUUGUUGACUGGUGGAUGGCCAAGGAUAGACUUGGAGUUUCCUGGUACCUGGUCUGCGGCCACGACGACAAGUGCAACGACCAUGGUAAGGUUGUCAAUGACUGUGCCAAAGUCGCCGGUUGGGUCUCUGCUGCUCGCCCUGAAGCGGAAGACACCGAAUCGGGAGAUCCCAAUAUCUAUCGCAUUCCUCUGGAGCUUCCGGAAAUUGAGCCCUCGCCCACCCGCCAGAUCGAGCAUUACUGCCCUAUCCGACACCGAGUUGCGAUUAUCCGCCUACUGCUGCACGUGAAGGGUGAACACCUUGUUCUGAACUCUGCGCCACGGGUAUAUACUGCCGUCGGGGUUGCCAAAGCAUUGGACCUGACUAGGACUAUAAGUUCCUCGGUUCGUGCCUGGCUAGAAGAUGGACGCAACAGCAGUUUCGUCGACAUCAACCCUGAGAUUGCAAUGAAGAUGGCUUGGGAUCUACAGCUCUCAGACGUGGUCCGAACUGCAAUGCGAAUUAUUGUGGUCGAGAGAGCCUUGGAAGGUGGCACAAAGGUCGGACGAACUACCCUCUUUGGUCGUCCUCGCGGUGACCUUCCGGAUGACAUAAACAAUGUCAUCGAGCACGCAACUGAUAACCUCCGAACUCGUGUCAAGGAAGCUGCUAACGCGCUAUGUCACACUGGAGCUUACGACUGGCUUAAAGUGCCCGCCUGGCAGAUCCUCAAGCAGAUCGGCGACUCCCUGCCUACGAUUUUUUCCUUUCCAGCGCUGCAGCAGACGGCGUACCAACUACAGAGCCUUCGCCGACAUUAUAAGAAGAUUGUGGCGUGUUUGUUGGAGUACAUCAACAAAGCUGUCCUGGGGUCACUCAAAGCCGUGCCCCAUCCUGAGAGGGUGAAAAUCAUCGACAACAAUAGACUUGCGUUCCUGCAGCGGGGCUACGCUUCACUGGCUGGUGCAACGAUUACCGACAUUAUUGGCUCAAUGUCCAAUGAGCAACGCCUCUUGACCCGCGCUUUCUGGGCGAGGUUGAAAGAGGAGACGGGAGACUUCAAAUCUUUUCGCAACUAUUGUACCGAGCCAUACUUUUCUUUACGUCAGGAUGGCGCUGAUUUGGACCAAUUCAUUGAUGAGGUUAACAGCGCCCUGGCCAACGGACUCCUUCCUCACCUGAAUGCCCAAUUCCCGACAGGCAUCUCCAUCAAUGCUGCAAAGUUCCAUAACCAACUCGCCAAGUCUGUUCAGAAGUCAUUCGAUGCUUGGGCACCCUGGGACAACCAGCUAGAGUUCCGCAUCAUGCGGACGGAACACCUUGCUCUCGGUUUAAGCGAGGACGAGAUGAAGUUCCUACCGCUUUGGGCCGGUGGUCUAGACGACGGCUCUGGUGGCGUAUUUGAUGAAACCACCAUUCCUGACACAGAUAUGGGGGCUAUAGGACCGGGCCCCUCAUAUGUUACCGGUAAAACCGUCGCUCCUUCGACCACCGCCGCUUCCGCCAUGACUAUAGUUGGAGGUGCUUCACUUCAAGCUGUGCAGUCAGGGACUUCGAUGAGCAAUACCGAGAGCUAUGUUCAGGUCUCCAAGGCGAGCAGCGCUGGCUGGUACAAGAGCAGCGACUUCAGCUUGAGGAACAAGAUUGAUGCUUGGACAUUGGCCGAAGAAGAUAGUCUCGACAACAGUGACGGCAACAAUACUCCUACCGAAGGAGCGAGCGACUAUGAAAUGGAGGCCACUACCAACGAUCCUGUGGGAAGCUUUUCCGACCAAGAGUUGAAUCUUCAAGACGACUCUGAUACUAUGGAUGGCCUUGACAUCGAGGAAAAUGGCAGCAGCGAUAACGCUACUUCCAACCGUACUUCCCCCGAUGCCGAGUCGGAGUUUGAUGAUUGGGAGGACAUAUACAACUGA